Aspergillus caelatus is the source of this 1113-nucleotide messenger RNA. RefSeq names its product putative DnaJ chaperone (Caj1). The record is from RefSeq and is a predicted model, not a curated record. The transcript has 4 exons. The coding region runs from base 127 to 783 and encodes 218 amino acids. NCBI's taxonomy places the organism in Eukaryota, Fungi, Ascomycota, Eurotiomycetes, Eurotiales, Aspergillaceae.
CUCAUGCCCCGCUCGGCGUACUAAUCUUACUGCGAAUAUAUUUGGAGGCCAUCUUCUAAACAUACACGCCAAAUUUGCAAUCUCUACCUACUCAUAGAUCGUUAUAUAAUAGCUAAUAUAGAUAAUAUGCCGAAACAACCUGAUUAUUACAAAGUUCUAGGCGUUUCUCCUAACGCAACCCAAAGAGAAAUUCGCAAUGCGUAUAAAAGAGAAUCCUUGAAAUCACAUCCUGAUCGUGUACCUGCCGACUCUUCUGAGCGGCCUGCCCGAACGCGCAAAUUCCAGGAAAUCAAUGAUGCCUAUUAUACCCUUUCAGAUGAGUCACGUCGGAGAGAGUACGAUGCAACAAGGCCGGUUGAAGAAGAAACCGAGGAUGAAGUGCCCCUAGGUGGUACCGGGGGAUUUUCAUGGUCUUCUUUUGGGUUUGGCACGAGCGACCGUGAACAACGCGCCUCUGAACAGUUUGGUUCUGUGUUUGAAGAGAUGCUACGCGAGGAGGGCCUCGCUAGUGAUGAUACUGACGCUGAUGGCCGUCGGCGGACCAGGCCUACAUCUCGCUUCUGGUCUAUUGUUGGUGGAAUAAGUGGUGGUGCGCUUGGGUUUAUUGUCGCCAAUGCUGCCGGUGCUUUCGCUGGUGCAGUUGCAGGAAAUCGGCUCGGCGCUGUUCGUGAUGCGAAGGGCAAAAGCGUCUACGAGGUCUUCCUAGAUCUUCCGCAGGGUGACCGUGCCAGGUUAUUAAGCGAAUUGGCAGCCAAAGUUUUUCAGUCCACCGUGGGACGAUAGCUGCAUAUUGGCCUAUUGUUUUGAUCUAUUUUUAUUUUAUUCAUUCAUUUUUCUUUUAACAGUGACUGAUGGGGAGGCUUUCCAGGUCGGAGGCUCUAACGCUUAAUCAAUGUAUAAUUCAGGGAUAGUUGUGUGUUUUGCAUGACAUUACUAGCCCCUAGAGUUGAUACUCAAGAAGGUAUUUGUCUUUUCGGUGUUCGACAUUGAAUGACCACAGACCCUAUGAUAUCAUAAUCCUUAUCUUCUCCGUGCUCAAGUUGUUAUCGAUAAGCAUGGGCCCAUGCCGACCUACAUGAUAUCUACAUACCAUGUACUUAGUCCGGAGUCGGA